Aspergillus campestris IBT 28561 is the source of this 652-nucleotide messenger RNA. RefSeq lists its product as uncharacterized. NCBI's taxonomy places the organism in Eukaryota, Fungi, Ascomycota, Eurotiomycetes, Eurotiales, Aspergillaceae. The coding region runs from base 34 to 570 and encodes 178 amino acids. The transcript has 3 exons. The record is from RefSeq and is a predicted model, not a curated record.
UAACAAACCUAAAUAAGAGACUGCUUCACCAUCAUGCGCUGGGAACCAGAGACCGUGAACACUCUGUGGCGUCUGCUCUACACCACCCAGUCAGUGGCGAUCAUCGCCGACGUGGAAAAGAUCGCUGAAGCCUGGCCAGAUGAUGAUGAGAGACCUACACCCAGCGGUGUGCGAGGGCAGCUUCAGAAGCUGAAACGCACCCUAGGCAACCCAUCCAACUUCUCCAUCACCAACCCCAAGGCUGGAAAGGCUCAGGAUGGUGGCGACGAGAACGAAGACCCCGGCACUCCCCGCACCCCUGGCACUCCCAAAAAGCGAGGCCGGAAGCCAGGCAAGGUCAGCGACCAGAACAAUGCUACUUCCACUCCGGAUGGUUCCCAGGCCACCCCCACCAAGAAGGUCAAGCCCAGCAAGGCCAAAGCCGCUGCCGGGCCUACGUCCCCCGGUCCGCGUCUGGGCGAGGACCCCAAGGUUGGCACACAGAUGGCCCAACACCAGGCGGCUGAGAGACCCCACUGUGGUGGCAUGGUCUGCAACGAGUUGGACUGCAUCAGCUGCAAUGGAUACUAGGUCGGCGGUCGUACAACCUUUCUAGCUAUGUGAACGCAGAGUUGUUGGAGGAAGAAAUGACAGUCUGUAUUGCAAAUGGUGG